AGGUACAUUUGUGUGGAUGUACUUGGGAAGAAAUUUCUCUGGUCUGUUGGCCCUCCAUGCCGACGUCAGCGCGUGUUUGAGCCUCUUGCAUGAUGGCCACGGGAGCUGAACCUCGCGAUGACACAGUAUUGAAGGCCGAGACUACCGAGGAGAGUGUGGAGGUGAGGCGAUUUGGGGUGCUUCGCUCAGUGUUGCGGGGACUCUUCUGGCCGUUUGGCAUCGUGGUCCAUGCAUAUCAUGGCUUUUGGUGGGUGCUGGGGUUCAGGCACCCCAAGCAAAAGCAGCAGGUUGCCCCUGCUGUCUCCAGUCCUGCGCGACAGUGUCUCACCGGUCGCAAGCGCCUGCACCGAGUCACCCGCCUGCUGCUCAACAUCCUGCCCCGCUGGAUGCAGGGCGCCCUGGGCUACACUCUGCCCACAGCAAUCGGUCGUUCCCUCUCUCCAGAAGUAAGGGUCUCUCCCACCAAGCCAUGUGGGAAGGGCAGCAAGAGGAAGCAGGACGACUUGGAGGAAGAUGAUGACGAGGAGGGUGAGGGGGACCAGAGCUGGGUUGAGGCGCUCACACAGGAGCUGGUUGACGAAGGCUCCGAGAAGGAUCCUGACUAUGAGCCGAGUUCUGUCGAGACGGACAGUGAAGAGUUCCGCUCUCACAACAACACUGAGAGUGACAUUGAGGAUCACAACAAGACGGUCACGAUCGAAGAUGUGGAGACGGGUGUUCAGCAGCCCACACCUUCUCAAGGCCCUUGCCCUGCUCUUUAACAAGUUUUGUAUAUAAUGUAAUUUUCUAGGUCCCAAUAAAACGUGUUGAAUUUAA
Messenger RNA from Hippocampus zosterae (dwarf seahorse), 816 nucleotides. It is a transcript of the gene org, whose product is annotated as oogenesis-related gene. The transcript has 6 exons. The record is from RefSeq and is a predicted model, not a curated record. Bases 90 to 761 code for a protein of 223 amino acids. NCBI's taxonomy places the organism in Eukaryota, Metazoa, Chordata, Actinopteri, Syngnathiformes, Syngnathidae.